This is a messenger RNA of Triticum turgidum subsp. durum (durum wheat), 882 nucleotides long. Lineage: Eukaryota; Viridiplantae; Streptophyta; Magnoliopsida; Poales; Poaceae. The record is from the annotation of a GenBank genome assembly.
AUGGACUCCGCCGAUUGGGGCCUCGAGGCGGUCGUGAGGAGCUGCGGCGGCUCGACCGUAGUUCCCGGCUCGGAAGCAGAGCCAGAGCCUACAGCGGCGCGGGCGCGGGCUCGCCGGGGAGUCGUCACCCGUGUGGUUUCCUCCCUGGAGUUCGUCGGGCGACGGAUGAAGGCGGCAUCCUCCUCGUCGUCGUACGACGUCCUGGAGCCGCCUCGGCCGCCAUUCUCCAUCACGCCGUCGUCGACGUCCCGUGAGCGCAACGUCUUCAUCUCCUUGCUGUCUGCCUCGACGUCCGGGCAGACGCUGCCGGGGAGGAAGCAGACUGGCCGGAAACCGGGCGUUGGCACUCCCACUCCCAGGCAGCGGAAAACAAGCAGGAAGAAGGUGGUGCGGUUGGUGCCGGUCGAACACGGCGGCGUCAACAACGGCACCGUCGACGACCUGUGGGCGUGGCGCAAGUACGGCCAGAAACCUAUCAAGGGCUCCCCCAGAGCGUACUACAAGUGCAGCAGCCUCAGGGCGUGCACGGCGCGGAAGCUGGUGGAUCGCAGCCGGGCCAAGCCCGAGAUGCUCAUCGUCACGUACAUCGACGACCAUUGCCACGCUGUGCCCGUGCCGAUCAACACGCUCCCCGGCACGGCGCACCACCCACCCAAGUCACCGCGCGGCACGACGACGUCAGGCGAGGCGGUCUCAGCCAGGCGCCAGGUGGACGACGCCGACGUAACGUCUUGCAUCGCUGCGGAGUGGGCGGACGACAAGUCCAAGCUCCCGGAACCCGUGGGGCUGGACGACUUCUUCGGCUCUUUCGACAACACCGUGUUUUCGAGGAAGUGGGCGACCACGUUUGACGACGACAGGUUUCUUCCCUGUAGUUUGUGA